Molecule: messenger RNA, 573 nt
Organism: Gryllus bimaculatus (two-spotted cricket)
Lineage: Eukaryota; Metazoa; Arthropoda; Insecta; Orthoptera; Gryllidae
Source: the annotation of a GenBank genome assembly
AUGGAGGUACGGCUCUUGCCUUCUAAGAUACACAAUUGUUCUCCUGGCUAUUUAUUGGGAACCAGCCUAGGAACAUGAGCGGCGAGGAGUAUGCAGGCCGCCGCGCCGCUUCCUGUAGGCCCGCAGCCUGUUGCAUGGCCGGCAGCACUUGGCCUUGAAGUCAGGCCAGGCAGGCAGGCACAGAGAGACAGAGUGAGGCAGACGACGCUGGCGGAGACGGCGCUGCUGCACCACCACCGGGGCGCACCACGCGCGUCGCCGCCGCAGGCGCACCACCCGCCGCCGCCGUCGUGCGGGGGCGGCGGCAGCGGCAGCGGCAGCGCCAGCAGCGCGCACCAGGCGCUGGCGCAGCACACGCCUCCGCAGGGCAGCCCGCAGCCCGCACCCGCCCAGCACAAGCACCGCUCGCCGCACCACCGCCACCAGGAGGGGUCCACUCACAUCGACGGUAACUCGAACUUCGCAUUUCUUGACUCUCCGCAUGAUGCAAUGACACUGGUGCGUUUUGGGCUUUCAAAAGGUCUUCAGGAGGUCAGUUACACGGAAUCAGUGGCGCUGCUCGUGCGCUUGUGA